AUGAACCCCGCGGCCGCGGCCCCGCCGCCGGGGCAGCAGGUAAUCCACGUCACGCAGGACCUGGACACGGAGCUGGAGGCGCUCUUCAACGCGGUGAUGAACCCCAGGCCCAGCUCCUGGCGGAAGAAGAUCCUGCCCGAGUCCUUCUUCAGGGAACCCGACUCAGGGUCGCACUCGCGGCAGUCGAGCACGGAUUCGGGCGGGCCCCCGGCGCGCCUGCCGCCCGUGCACGGCCGCUCGCACUCCUCGCCCGCCUCGCUGCCCGGCGCGGGCGCGGUGCCGCAGCACGGGCACCUCCGGCAGCGCUCCUGCGAUGUCACGGACGAGCGGCCGCUGCCGCCGGGCUGGGAGAUGGCGCUCACGCAGACCGGGCAGCGCUACUUCCUCAAUCACAUAGAAAAAAUUACAACGUGGCAAGAUCCUCGGAAGCCUGUGAGCCAGCCUCUGAACCACAUUAGCCACCAUCCUGCAGCCACGUGCACACCGGCGCCGCAGAGGUCUAUGGCAAUGUCUCAGCCAAAUCUCAUGGCGAACGUGCAGCCCCAGCUGCCCCCCAGCUCAGCCCUGCCGCAGCAGAGCCGCCCCCCGCAGCCCCCGGCGCUGCUGGCCCUGCCCGCAGCCUUGGCCACGCAGCAGCAGCAGAAACUGAGGCUCCAGAGAAUCCAGAUGGAGAGGGAGCGAAUUCGAAUGCGUCAGGAGGAGUUACUGCGACAGGAAGCUGCUCUUUGCAGACAACUUCCUAUGGACUCAGAAAACAUGGUCCCAGUUCAGACAGCUGUGAACACCUCUGCCAUGACACAGGACAUGAGGCCUAUUACAAAUAAUGGAUCUGAUCCUUUCUUGAGCAGUGGGCCAUACCACUCCAGGGAACAGAGUACAGACAGUGGCUUGGGAUUAGGAUGCUACAGUAUACCAACAACACCUGAAGAUUUCCUCAGCAACGUUGACGAGAUGGAUACAGGAGAAACUGUAGCACAGACAACAAUGAACAUAAAUCCACAGCAAACACGUUUCCCUGAUUUCCUCGACUGUCUUCCAGGAACAAACGUUGAUCUUGGGACUCUAGAGUCAGAAGACUUGAUUCCUAUUCUCAACGACGUGGAGAGUCAGUUGGAGUCAGUGCUUAACAAAAAUGAGCCCUUCCUUACCUGGCUGUAA
Cinclus cinclus is the source of this 1158-nucleotide messenger RNA. RefSeq names its product WW domain containing transcription regulator 1 (gene WWTR1). Gene Ontology annotation, cellular component: nucleus; cytoplasm. NCBI's taxonomy places the organism in Eukaryota, Metazoa, Chordata, Aves, Passeriformes, Cinclidae. Gene Ontology annotation, molecular function: protein binding; transcription coactivator activity; transcription corepressor activity. The transcript is spliced from 6 exons. The record is from RefSeq and is a predicted model, not a curated record. Gene Ontology annotation, biological process: positive regulation of transcription by RNA polymerase II; hippo signaling. Bases 1 to 1158 code for a protein of 385 amino acids.